Penaeus monodon (black tiger shrimp) is the source of this 1613-nucleotide messenger RNA. RefSeq names its product serine/threonine-protein phosphatase PP1-2-like. Lineage: Eukaryota; Metazoa; Arthropoda; Malacostraca; Decapoda; Penaeidae. The record is from RefSeq and is a predicted model, not a curated record. Bases 82 to 1032 code for a protein of 316 amino acids. Gene Ontology annotation, cellular component: cytoplasm; nucleus. Gene Ontology annotation, molecular function: protein serine/threonine phosphatase activity. The transcript is spliced from 9 exons.
GACUGUAUACAUAAUUCAGAAUUAACGGAAGAAGCCAUCGGAGGGAAGGGCCAGACACCUUUAGACCCUCGCAACAAGUUGAUGGUAGUGUUCCAGGACAGUGCCACCAAGAUGAGAUACGAGGACCCUUUCGACGUCGACACCUUCAUCAACAACCUGCUUUUCCUCAAGAAAUAUCCGGGUCCCCAGAUCCGCAUGGAAGAGAGUCAGAUUCGCGCUCUCGUCGCAGCCGCCCGCCAGGUCCUCCUCGAGCAGCCGACCCUGGUGGAGCUGGAGGCGCCCGUCAACAUCGUGGGGGAUAUCCACGGCCAGUUCAACGACCUCCUGCGCCACUUCGACAAGCUGGGAUAUCCUCCGGACCAGAACUACCUCUUCUUGGGGGACUACGUGGACAGAGGGAAGCAAUCCCUGGAAACCAUCUGUCUUGUUCUCGCCUACAAGGUCAAAUACCCCAACAACUUCUUUAUUCUCCGUGGCAACCAUGAAUGCGCCUCCAUAAACAGGAUAUAUGGUUUUUAUGACGAGUGUAAGAGACGAUACAACGUCAAGCUGUGGAAGACUUUCACUGAUCUCUUCAACUGUUUACCGCUAUCUGCACUCAUCGAAGGAACCAUCUUGUGUAUGCAUGGGGGCCUCUCGCCUGACUUGCAGAGCCUUGAACAGUUGCGUAACAUCGAGCGACCUCUGAACGUACCUGACGCCGGCCUGGUGUGCGACCUUCUCUGGGCUGACCCUGAUGAGGAGGUUCCCGGGUGGGGCCCCAACGACCGCGGUGUCUCGUGGACGUUCGGCGGGGACGUGCUGAAGGCCUUCCUCGAGCACCACGACCUCAGUCUCGUUGUCAGAGCUCACCAGGUUGUCGAGGACGGCUACCAGUUCUUCGAGAAGCGGUCUCUGGUGACGCUGUUCAGCGCGCCCAAUUACUGCGGCGAAUUCGACAACGCGGGAGCCGUGAUGGGAGUCAGCCAAGACCUCACCUGCUGGUUCAACAUCGUGCCUCCUGACCGUCGCCGAGUGUACAUCAAGAAAUGAGAGCGGGGAGAAACUAAGCUGGAAUUAUUAUUUAUUAUGGCUGUAGCGUCAGCGAGGAGAUGGAGAUCCCGGCCUAACCAAGACAGUAGGAGAACCAAGACCUAAGGACUGUAACUUUCAACACGCCCGAAGAGACUUAUUGUAUCCUCAGCCGCCCCCUGUUGUUGUCUACCUACAGCGUCACCACUGCUACGUGUAGGGCUUGCUAUCAGCUAAUAUGUACACACAACUGUUAUGAAGACAGUGUGUGUGUGGUGCCCAUUUCGACCUGAAGUGUUCUGCCGAUUGUCCGUUGUAUUGUUGCCCAAAGGCGCAGCUGUAGAACUCAUAACAGCGGACUGAAGUGGGUUACCGAAUGUCUGUGUUUGUUAGCCUUCGCCUACAUGUUCUGUGUGUAGUGAAAUAAACCAUAGCCAAAGAAUAGAAUUUUGUCCUGGAUAGAGUUCCGCUAGUGCAGUCGGAGCUAUCACUCUUAUAUUUAUAACGAAAAUAAAUGAAAGUGGAGGAAAAAAUAAAGUGAUUUUACAAUAACUGUAUUACAUUGUGAAGUAUAUUAAUGAAAAGAAAUUCUUGUGGAUACU